UGCCUUGGUUUUGUUUCUUGUUUACAGCAAUCCCUAAAGUAAGGCUGGAUACAAUCUACAUUUGUGGGGUAGAUGAAAUGAGUACCCAGGACAUCUUUGCCUAUUUUAAAGAGUAUCCUCCUGCUCAUAUUGAAUGGCUUGAUGACACAUCAUGUAAUGUGGUCUGGCUUGACGAAGUGACAGCAACACGAGCUCUUAUAAAUAUGAGCUGUAUGCCUGAUCAGGAUAAACCCAAAAACAGAGAAAACAACGAAGAGAAGACAACUGAAAAAAACGAGAAAGACAAACAGGAGGAAAGCUCGGAUGAUGAGACUGAGGAAGGAGAAGUUGAGGAUGACAAUCCAAGUGAUGUGGAGCAGGGACAGCUCAUCUGUGAUGAUGCUACUUUUCAAAAGAAAAAUGCUGAAAUAUUGUUAGAGCUGGAUGCGCUGUCCCAGGUAGAGGAAGAUUCUCUCCUACGUAAUGAUCUUCGCCCAGCCAACAAGUUGGCUAAAGGAAACAAACUGUUCAUGAGAUUUGCUACUAAAGAUGAUAAAAAAGAGCUUGGAGCUGCAAGAAGAAGCCAGUACUACAUGAAAUAUGGCAACCCUAAUUAUGGUGGAAUGAAAGGAAUUCUUAGCAACUCUUGGAAACGAAGAUAUCAUUCACGUCGAAUACAUCGUGAUGUGAUAAAGAAAAGGACACUCAUUGGGGAUGAUGUCGGAUUGACGCCUCCUUAUAAACACCGGCAUUCAGGCUUAGUGAACGUUCCUGAAGAGCCUAUUGAGGAAGAGGAGGAGGAGGAGGAAGAGGAAGAUGAGGAUAUGGAUGAGGAUGACAGGGUUGUGGUGGAGUAUCGGGAUGAACUACAAGCUUUCAAGCAGUCUCGAGAUCGCAGUGCAGCAAGACGAUCAAGUGCCAGUGCAUCUGAUUCUGAUGAAAUGGACUAUGAUCUUGAACUGAAAAUGAUAUCCACGCCGUCUCCCAAAAAGAGCAUGAAAAUGACAAUGUAUGCGGAUGAGGUGGAAUCUCAAUUGAAAAAUAUUAGGAACUCUAUGAGAGCAGAUAGUGUUGCAUCCAGUAAUGUCAAAAAUCGAAUUGGCAGCAAAGGAUCUUCAGAAAAAGUUGCUGAUAUAAGACUGCUGUUAGAGGAAAAACGUCAGAAUAAUACAGGGCAGCGUCAGCCAGUCAGCACUACAAAAUCAGAUGUACGGCAGAGACUAGGAAAGAGACCACAUUCUCCAGAAGUCAAGCCCCCAAGUAGCGUCUCCACCCCUCGCCGAGAACCAGUAUCAGAUGUACAUAGCCGAUUAGGGAUACCCAAACAAGAUGUGAAAGGCCUCUACUCUGACACCAGAGAGAAAAAAACAGGUAAUUUAUGGACCCGCUUAGGAUCAGCACCUAAGACACAAGAAAAGACUCCAGAUAAAUCAGAAAACUCAGUAACCUCUCCAGAGGAGGACGAUUCAGAGCUCCAGCGGGCAUGGGGUGCUUUAAUAAAAGAAAAAGAACAAUCUCGUCAGAAGAAAAGCCGAUUAGAUAACUUGCCGUCUCUACAGAUUGAAAUUAGCCGGGAGAGUAGCUCGGGGUCAGACACUGAAUCAUGAUGAUUUUAGACCCUGAUCCUCCAGAUGUGGACUCUGCAGCAUGGCAAGAUUUCCAUUGCCCAAAAGCUGAACAGUAUGGAGACGUGGCAGGACUCUAAUUGAGGUUCCAGAAGCCUUCUCGGUUCUGUUUACACAGAAGUAAAGACCUGUACAUCCCUUGACAUUUAAAGCAAUUACAUUUGUCUUUCACUAUGUGUGGCCCUGUGUUGUAUAGGGCAUUAUCAUAAACAUUUAUUACAGCAAACUUGUAGUAGUUAUUGCUAAACUUACCCUCCCCCCUCCAUCUUCAAACUUUAAAGAAGGGGCUGAGCUACUCUUGGGUUUUGUAGAAGACUUUUUUGUUCUGAAUCUUUUUAACAUGGAGUCUUUUAAGAAAACGUUUUACACAGUUCAUCCAAAGAACAGGGAACUUCAUAAUGAUCACUUAUUGCCUUCCCCUUAUAGUUGUUACCAGCACCUUUAUUCUUCUUAUAGGGUAAUAACAAUGAUGCUUCCUGGGUGGGCAGCCAGCUUAUAAAAGGGAUAGCUGACUCCCAUUCCUCCAAAAUACUGAAUGUAAAAUCUAAACUAGACCUCCUAGUACAGCAGUGCUCCAAAAUAAUAUCAGAGCAGCACAACUCUAUUAGUCUCAAAAAAGAUUUGCUUUAUUCAUUUUGGUGAUGAAGUUUUUGUUUUAAGUGAAGUUUGACAAGUUCAAGACUGCAGAGUUGGCUUUGUUGACAGAAUUGUGCAAAUUCCUGAGAUGAUUUUUUUUAGUUUAAAUGUUGAAACAAUUGUAAAAAAUUAUUUCAAUAUAGCUGUAUUAUGUUUGAAGAAAUCUAACAAUUUAAAAGCUUAACAUUUUUAUAUGUGUGAAAAUUCUGUUGGCUACAGUGAAAGCUUAUAGUGGUGUUUUCAUACGUGAUGUUUUACUAUAUAUAUAUAUACAUAUAUAUAUAAAAUAUAACUGAAAGAGAAAAGGAAAAAUAUAGGAUAAGUGUUUCAUGUCAAUAUUUUUGAAUGUCCUAAUUGUAUAGUAUAUGUGGAUGUGCAUAUGGUUGCCUAGUAACAUUCACUUUUCUUACCCCUGUCCUCUUCUUUAGUCGAUAAAAAGGUUAAUGAAUGUCCA
This is a messenger RNA of Pelodiscus sinensis (Chinese soft-shelled turtle), 2694 nucleotides long. NCBI's taxonomy places the organism in Eukaryota, Metazoa, Chordata, Testudines, Trionychidae. The record is from RefSeq and is a predicted model, not a curated record.